Galeopterus variegatus (Sunda flying lemur) is the source of this 1746-nucleotide messenger RNA. Its product is annotated as glycoprotein endo-alpha-1,2-mannosidase-like protein. NCBI's taxonomy places the organism in Eukaryota, Metazoa, Chordata, Mammalia, Dermoptera, Cynocephalidae. Gene Ontology annotation, molecular function: alpha-mannosidase activity. Bases 127 to 834 code for a protein of 235 amino acids. The record is from RefSeq and is a predicted model, not a curated record. Gene Ontology annotation, cellular component: Golgi apparatus. The transcript is spliced from 3 exons.
GCUUCUACCCGGAGCUGGGGCCCUACAGCUCCCGGGACCCCGAUGUGCUGCGUGAGCACAUGACCCAGCUCAAGGAAGCCGCCAUCGGAGUCCUGGUCCUGUCCUGGUACCCACCUGGCAUGGCUGAUGAUAACGGGGAACCCUCAGAUGACCUGGUGCCCGCCAUUCUGGACACUGCCCAUCAGCACGACAUCCAGGUAUGGCUCUCAUGGUGCAUUUUACCACUAUAAGAACAGCAUGGGCAAGAGCCUCCCACUCUUUUAUAUCUACGACUCAUACUUGACAUCACCUGAGGCCUGGGCCCACCUCCUGACACCAAAUGGGCCUCACUCAAUCCGCAACACCCCCUAUGAUGGGGUCUUCAUAGCGCUGCUGGUGGAGGAGGGCCACACACAUGACAUCCUGGCCGCUGGAUUUGAUGGCAUGUACACCUACUUUGCCUCCAACGGUUUCUCCUUUGGCUCCUCGCAUCAGAACUGGAAAGCUGUGAAGAACUUUUGUGAUGCCAACAACCUCAUGUUCAUUCCCAGUGUGGGGCCUGGCUACAUUGACACCAGCAUACGGCCCUGGAACAACCACAAUACGCGGAACAGAGUCAAUGGCAAGUACUAUGAGACAGCCCUGCAGGCGGCCUUGACAGUGAGGCCUGAGAUUGUCUCCAUCACCUCCUUCAAUGAGUGGCACGAGGGCACCCAGAUAGAGAAGGCCAUUCCCAAGAAGACACCAACUCGCCUGUAUUUGGACUACCUGCCCCAUCAGCCCAGCCUGUACCUAGAGCUGACCCGCCGCUGGGCAGAACACUUCAUCAAAGAGAAGGAGCAGUGGCUGAUGUGAUAAGCAGGCAUGUGGUGCUGAUGUCCCAGCAUCAAAGGAAAAUGUCACCAUGUGGGGCUCAGCUGAGGUCUUGUCCCUAAGGCAGCAGAUGGGUGCUUCUGGGUGAGCCUUUAGGCCUAGGCCCAUGUAGAACAGAGCCCGUUCCUCAGGCAAGUGGCGCUGGGGUGCUCUGCAGUGAUGGGAAGCUAGGCAGUGUUCCAGAAAACAAUAGAAGCCGACAGGUGACUGGACCAAGCCCAGGGAAGCCCACAGCCUCAGAACACUUUCAUGUAAUCCCUUGUAGUUGAACUCUGUGGCAGGUUGGUGUUGUGUCAUGGAGUCACCCUGUCACUGCUCUUGGAAGGGCAUCAGGGUUCUGGGCUAGCAUGCACGCUGCUCCCUUCUGCCAGCCUUUGUCCUUUCUUCAGGCUGUUCCCAUAUCAUCUAUCUUCUCUAAGUUAGGGAACCAUAUUUGAGACCUUCUAAAAGGGAACUUCUAGGUUUAAGCUCCUCCCAGUAGAUUCCUGAACCCAAUUAUCAGGAAAUUAUCCUGAGCAUUCACUCAUUCGAUACCCACUAACCGAGCACUUUACUAUGUGCUAGGUGCUGGGGAAAACUUGACCAAGGAACAGUUCCUGUCCUCCUGAAGCUUACAGGAUCCAGCUUUCCUUAUUUGGUGUGGCCUUGUAGCUAGUGCCUGGGCAGUUAUCAGUUUUUCUUUUUUACAGUUUCACCCCCUGCUGGGAGUUGUUCUUUUUCCUCUUUAAGAAAAUACCUCUGUGCUCCAGAGCCUACCUUUUCCCAGGUGAACAUUUAGCUCCAGGGAGAGGACUAAGGACACCCCUCCCUUUAGCUGCCUGAAUUGAAUGAGGCCCACUCACGAAAGCCAUUUCUAGUGCUACUGUGAUAUUAAAGAUGGAGUGGUAUUCUCAA